AUGACUGAAAGUUGUAUAGAUUUACCCGAAUUGGAGAGAUUGAGAUCGACAAAUACAGAUGGAGUUGAAGGAACUCAAGCAAAUCAAACUGAACACAAAUGGCGAAUCAUUCUGGAGCCGGCUCUCGUUGGGUCCAUGAUGGCUAUAAAUCUUGGACAAACAUCUCUUCAGAAUUUUUACUUACGAACUGCUUGCACUGUUGACUUGGGUUAUUCGUUUAAUAUAUGUGAUAAAGGGGUUGGAGAGGAAUUUCGUGCAGCUGAGGCAGCAAGCCAAGUAGUGGUUUCAAGCAUAAAUGUGAGCCGAAGUUUUGUUGGUUCACUUAUCGCCACUAUGGUGCUAUUAUUCGUGGGUCCAUGGAGCGAUUGUAGUGGACGUAGGAAGCCUUUACUAAUAUUACCCCUACUUGGGAUGUGUGUGAUGACUACUGGAGUGCUUUUGAUGUUGACCUUCCCUGGUGCUGAUACAAAACAAGUACUCUAUAUGGUACAGAUACCGAUAUCUAUGGGUGGAAACUUUGGCUUAUUGUUAGCCGCGUCAUUUAGUUACAUCGGAGACCUUUGUCAUGCCACCGGUCGUGAUGUAACGAGAACAAUGGGCACUCAUCGCGCCGCUGUUCAAUUCGCCCACGUUUUGGGAGCUGUUUGCGGUCCUUUACUAUACCGCCAUCUCGGAUUCUACGGUGUGUUUCCACUUGUAUUGUUCUUGCAGGUUGCAUCUCUCAUUUACGUGGUGGUAACGGUCAAAGAUGUCAAUGUCAAUCUUGAUAAUAAAGUUUCGGUUUUCAACUGGAGAUUACCGUUGAAUGCAAUACAAUGUUUGACUAGGAAGAGAGAUGGCUACAAAAGACUUGUGAUACUCUUAAUGCUGAUUGUAGCUCUUGGUGACAGAAUGUUACUGUCAGCGGAGGUUUUACUCUCCUAUAUGUACUACAGAUACAAAUUUCAAUGGGACGAUGUGAUGUUUGGAUCAUUCCUAGCUUACAGGAAUACUAUUAGUUUUAUGGGCACAUUGUUGAUCCUGACGGUGUUGAAGCGUCGUUUCAAGCUAUCAGAUGAAACGGUUGGAGCAAUAAGCUGUGUCUCCUACAUGCUGGCUUCUUCUUCACUUAUAGCUUCCAAAACCACUUUACUCGUGUUUAUGAUUCCAAUAAUAGGCAUCAUAUCACAAGGUUCGCAAGUGGUACAACGGCCUUUAUUGAACAAACAGAUCUUGCCAACAGAACAAGGUAAAAUAUACAGUGUUCUCGGCGCUUUGGAGUCAGCGACGCAAAUGCUUUCAUCUCCAUUGUACUCGCUGCUCUAUACGAAAACUGUUUCCACUAUACCGGACGCGUGGCUCAUACCUGGGAUCAUUUUAGCUAUAAUACAACUCCUUUCAUAUCUAUACACGAGAAGACUGCAACAAUUAAUACCAAAUGAAAAAAAUAUACCCCUACCUGUAAUAAAAACAAACGAAAAGGUAGCAGAUCUCAAGAGCUGA
Messenger RNA from Danaus chrysippus (African queen), 1482 nucleotides. Lineage: Eukaryota; Metazoa; Arthropoda; Insecta; Lepidoptera; Nymphalidae. The record is from the annotation of a GenBank genome assembly.